Molecule: messenger RNA, 744 nt
Organism: Aspergillus fischeri NRRL 181
Lineage: Eukaryota; Fungi; Ascomycota; Eurotiomycetes; Eurotiales; Aspergillaceae
Product: putative haloacid dehalogenase-like hydrolase
Exons: 5
Coding region: 1-744 (247 amino acids)
Source: RefSeq, a predicted model, not a curated record
AUGGCACUCUCACUUGAGAAUUAUGCCCUCCGACAACGACGCUUCGCUCCCCUCAAUCCAGCCCUCGCGGAACCUUCUGAUGCGCCUCGGUUGAAAGGAAUUGUGUUCGAUGUUGACGGGACACUAUGCCUACCACAGAAUUACAUGUUUUCCGAGAUGCGUAAAGCUCUGGGCAUCGACAAGAAAGUCGACAUCCUGCAUCAUAUUCGGGAUCUUCCCACCGCUGCCGAGCGCACCGCGGCAGCCGAAAAAAUCAAAGCCAUCGAGCGAGAGGCGAUGAAGCAACAGCAGCCUCAGCCAGGUCUGGUGGACCUGAUGGACUACCUCCAGUCUCGGGGUUUGCAUAGGGCCCUCUGUACACGCAACUUCGAGGCGCCAGUGAUGCAUCUCUUACAGAAUCACCUUCCUUCUCACGUUUUCCUACCCAUCAUUACGCGAGAAACACCUGGUCUACUUCCCAAGCCUGAUCCUGCUGGGAUUCUACAUAUUGCCCGAGAAUGGGGGCUUGACAAUCGCGCUGAGAAUUUGAUCAUGGUUGGCGACAGCAUUGAUGAUAUGACUGCCGGUCAUACGGCGGGCGCAGCGACUGUGCUGCUUGUCAACGAGCACAAUACUCAUCUCAAAGACCAUGCUCAUACAGACCUCUGUAUCGAGCGUUUAGACGAGCUGAUUGACAUACUAGAAAACGGUUUCGUUGGUCACCGGGGAGGAGAUAAGCCACCCACAAGUGACAGGGAUGGAUAG